AUGUCUUGCGAUAUACCGUGCCCUUUUCGAAACAAGUUCAAGAAGGACGAUUUUACCGAUAAUAUUAUUAAAAUCGGUAUUGUACAUACCAACUCGAAAUAUAGUGUAUUUAAAAUACAUUAUUUUUAUAUUCUUAAUAAAAAAUGCUUAAAGAAUCCAAUUUGUCUCUGGCACUCCGAGAUCGGGCGACCGCUCUAACCAGUAACCCAGGAUCUAACAGGACUGACGAUUUUUUCAAGCACUUGUUGCGUUUUCGCUACUACAUUGAAUUUUCGUCAUGGGUUCGAGUCCCAUCGCAGAGUGCCAGGGACAAAGUGGAUUUUUUAAGCAUUUUCCUUUAAGAAUAUUUCUCAGUAUAGCAUUAGUAAUACAAAAUUCAUCAAAUAUAAUCAUACAUUUUCUUUUUUUACAGAUUGAAACAGUGUCACGUUACCCGUGAAGACUUCUGAAGAAGAAGACUUUAAGUGCCAUUCGCAACAAGUUUACCAUAAGAAGUGAUAUAGUCUCAUCUAGUGAUAGUGCAUAACCGUGAUAUAUACUUAGAAUAAGGUGCUAACACCAAUAAAUUUUAUUUUGAAAGUAACCAAAAAGUAGCCAAGCUGGCUCCAUACAAAGAUAUAAUGAACUCAUCAAGUAUGAGUUCCGCUGUGCCUACGAUUAAGUGCGAGGACACUUCGCCGUCGCCUACGGCAGCGUUGGGGGAUGGGGAAUCUUCUGGUGCAUACAAUCUCAGUGUGAACGUUAACCUUAGUACUGCUGUCAUCAACCUCCUAUCCGCGGAGACCAACACUACAACACUCCGCACGCCCGAAAUUGUCAACGAUGUAAUCACUAUGACCAAUCCUUUGGACCAGUACAAUUACAGCGAUAAAAAUUCCAGUUUCAAGCCAGGAAGCGGCAAUGAGUCCAACUCUUCCAUGUCGAACGGAUCUUCGGCCACUUCUCCAGCAUCUGGUACUCCGCCAAGCAUACAAAAGACGUGUUCGGAUCUCAUAAAGGCGGGUCUGAAGCUAUCCAUCGAAUCGAAGAGGAAGAUGUCUGGCAGUGACACAGACGGUGGAUUCAAACGUUUGAAGAAAGAAGAGAGCGACGACGAAUAUGAUAGUAGUCAUACGCAGACGACAAAAAGUGACGGGCUUACGCCAGAAGACGAAGAACGUAGAAGGAGAAGAAGAGAAAGAAAUAAAAUUGCAGCUACCAAGUGCAGAAUGAAGAAACGUGAAAGAACUGUCAACCUGGUCACAGAGAGCGAGGUCUUGGAGAAUCAAAAUAUAGAUCUAAAGGCACAAUUAAAGGAUCUGGAAGUGCAGAAGAGGCAACUGAUGGACAUGCUCUCUCUCCACUCGGCGUCUUGUGUAAAAAACAACAAUUCCAACACCAGGCAGUCUCCGACGGCAAGUUACAACAUGAUCCGGCCAUACGAAUCACCGACAACAUUCCCGACUUCAUUCGAAGCGUCUCCUUACAUAAGGCCGGAGUCGGCGAACAUUCUCGCGUCCAGUUACACUUGUAUCACACCUCUAAACAAUGAGUCUUCCAUCGACACAGUUUCUUCUCUAGACACUAUCUACGUACAGCCCCAAAUUAUCGAAGACUACAACAGACCGGACAGCGUUCUCAGUCUACCGCCCAAUUCCGAAGCUCACUUUAUCUCCACAGACGGAUAUCUCCCUAAGGCCACAAAUCUCUUGGUUCCAAUGGAUCCAGAACAAGAGUACUACGACCAAGAAGUGACAUACGCGCUUCCCGCAACGCAGCAGUGCCACACGUACCCGAGCACUUUGUCCGAAGCGCAAACAAAACUCAAUAAUGGCCUUAACGACGGUUGUCUCGUUUAGCUACCGUUGUUGUACAUGUACCAUCCAUUCACUUUUUGUCGGGUCCAAAAUUUAUUUUUGACAUGUAUACGUAUAUUUUUGAAGUUUUGGAGUUUUGAAAAUUAAUUCGAAAUAGAGUAUCACCGUUGACAACUUUACACUUUUUUUUCAUCUGUUGAAUAUUAUAGUGGGAUAACAGUUUAAAGAAUGUAUAAAUAAAGUGGAAAACUUUUAUUGUGUCUUGUUUGAAAAAUGAAAUAGAUGUGCCAGAAAGAUGUGAGGCGGGGAAUUUAUUUCGAAACGAAAUCGUAUGUCUACUGUGUAGAACAACAACAUAUUAUCUAGGUUUAAAUGGUGGUCGUGCAUGAAACGUUUACAGUUUUGAGGAUAGUGUCCAUAUGUUACUAAGAUCACAUUUUGUUUUUUUUUUAAUGAUAUCUUUAUAGAAACGUCGCCAAAAUAGGAAGAUUUCCUAAAUUUCCACUCUAUUUUCUAACUAAAUUCUGUUGUCAAAAAAUAAUUAUUAUCUAUUUCUUGUCUUUCGUUGAAAUUUGAAAUGCAAUCAUUUCAUAUCCUAAAUAUAUUACAGCUAUUUUGUUUUUGAGAAAGGUAAAUAUUAUCAACAGCUUUUUUAAAAAAAAAACAAAUGCUGUGUGCUGUUUCGUCUUUAAAAUGUAAAAUAGACAAAGACAGACGUUUUUUAAUGCAACUUCCAUCGGUUGUAGUUAACUGUAAAGAUUGUCGUUUCCCAAAAAAGUCUACUGAGUGAUCAAUGACCAUGUCGAAGAAAUCACAAAAAACAAAUGAAGUCUUCACAUUUUCAUUUAAUAUAUUUCAUGAUUUUAUUUUAUAUUUGUGUUGUGAAAAUAAUUUCGAAUCACUGUCGCGUAGAUAACACUGUGAAACAGUACGUACGGUAGGUAGGUAUAUCACAUAAUAUUAUAUUAUUUAGUUGUUUAAUUAUUAUUAACAUAAAAAAUUACCACAUUCGUCUUAUGUUUAAAAGUUCUAUAAUUUUGCUUUGAUCUGUACAUAAUAUUAGUUUGAUCUGAGAUCUGAUUAUUAUAUUUUUGGUGCAAUGUUUGACUGAUAUUUUCAAUGUCUACAGAUAUUAGACGUAUGAAUAUUAGAUUUAUAAAUAUUAUAUGUAAGUAUUUGAGUUAAGUGUGGAGUAGUUUCAUAUAACUUAUAAUUAAAUAAUUUAUAUUAUAUAAUUGAAAACAUCACAUAAUAAACUUCCAGUACAAUAAAGCAGUACCUCUGUUAAAUUCCGAAAAUAUAUUUUAUGUUACAGAAAUAUAUUCAUACCAGUUUAAUAGUUAUAAAUAGAUUAUAAGGUGCUUUUAACUCAUAGUAUGUCGUGAUAUUACGUAAAGAAUUAAGUGUAAUUUAAGUUUAUGCUAAUGUCUAACUACUUACAUAUUUCCAUAAUUGACACGAGAAUAUAUUAUUAUAAAGGGAUUUAUAAUAUUAAUCAAAACUCAAUAUUAUUUGAAUUAAUGUUUUUUAAAUUAGUUAUUUCAUAGCUUCUCUAAAAAAAUUUUGUUUUAAAUCUUAUGUCCUUAUAUAUUGUUUAUAUAUACAUGAAAUGCCUAUAAAUAAUAUGAAAUUACGAAUCAUUCAGCCCCAUAUUUAGAUAUUAACUAUUGUGAAGUGCCUGUUACUAUAAUCACGAUACAUUGUGUUAUUUUGUUAAUAUUUUCUAUAAGAAUGCUAGUGUUAUGGAAGUUAUUAAUAAAAUAUGACGUCAUUAUCCAUCCAAGCAUUAAAACAUGGCAGUAUUGAAAAAAAAUACAUAAAAACUCAUCACACGAUAAUAUUGUAAUGAACUUUAUUUUAUAAGAAAUAAAGCUUAAAAUACCGUUUAAGUUUAUUAGAUGAAAAGGUAACAAUAAAUUAUUUGAUAUUACAAACUGCUAUUAUAACUCGAUUCAGCUGCUAUCUAGCUAAGGUCACUGUUAAAAAAUGACGUCAUUUUUUAUAAUAUCACUACUUUUAUAUUUUUUCAUAAUAAAUAUAAACAAACUGCUUAUAUAAGAGUAAUCGAUGAUAUAUUUAUGAGUGUUGAAAUAGUCUUACAAUUAGGUAAACAUGGUUGAGUCCGCUUAUCGUAACUUUGUCGCUUUGAUGUUACCAAGGUUAAGAUCAUAAUUCUUAUGGGCUAAGGUUCAAUAUGGCACAGAUUAAACCUGUGUUUUAAGAUUUUUUUAAUUUCUCUAUUUUCGGGAGAAAUUAGAAAAAAGUCACACACCGUUGUAAAGAUCUUCGCAUAUUAUAAAAACUCGUGGCGCACUAAAUAUUAGGAAGUUUAAAUACAAGCACUGCUCAAGAAAAGUUAAUGGAAAUUCAACCGUAAAUAAUACCAUUUUAAGUUCACAUUCCGUUGUAUUAUUGUGAAUAUACCCGAAUCGCUAUUAUAAUAUGCGAAUUUCUUAAAAUAAAUACUUUUCCAUUAAGACAAAGUUACCGAUAUUUGUAUAUUUACUAAAAGUGCCUUCAGCAUACCAGUGAUCCUAGUCUAUGGCUGCUCAAGCAGCAAGGAAGUCGUGCGAGCAUUUAUUUUUUAUUGUUGCUAUAUGAAUACAUAUUGUGAUAAAAAAAAAGAUUUUAUAAUGAGCACAACUUUUGAUUUCUUGUUAAACAAGAUCUAAUAUAGUUUAUCGUAAUGGUUGUACCAAAAACAUAUUAUUUUCCAAUUUGUCCCGCGAAUCUUCUAAGUGUUAAAUUUUUCUAAUUUUAAUAUGGUUGAAGUUCAACACGUAAAUUUCGUUGAGAAAGGAAAUUAUCUUCGUAGUAAUCUUACUUAUAAGAUUAACUUAGGAAGGUGUUCAAAUGAAAUUCUCUAAGACUUUAAUUAGCGCUUUAUAGCAGUGUCACGGGAUAUUCACUGUACAGUUGGUUAUAGACAUUAUAAUAUGUGAUACUAGUUUUUUUUUUUGGAAAUUAUCAAGAUUUUUCAGUAUAAUUUAAUCUAUAAAAUCAAUUAACAUAAUAAUUUUGCAUUUCAAGCAAAAGAUGUGUCUUAAAUCGCGCCUUUUAUUCGAAUUACAACCGAAAUGGAAGUCUUUAAGGUUGCAAAUAGUAUAUACAGAACGGCCUUACAUACGGAACAAAAUAUUAUGUAGAUGUUAUUAUAACUUGAAAAUAAGUUUUCUAUUUUAAUAUAAUAACAAUGCUUUAUAUACUGUAAUAUUUUCAGUCGCACAAUUACAAUAGUAACAUUUCAUUAUUGAGUGAUUUAAUAGCAUUGCAGAAUGUACGUUGUGAAUUCAAAUCUCGCGACGUUUAUGAACAUUUCAACAAUAUCCAGAAUGUGUAGACAACAGACUAUGAUAUCACGAAGCGUUACCGACCUCUUCUAAAAGACCUAAGUCGACAGUCCGGGGAGCGACCUAGCUCUAGCCAUGAUUCUAACUAAAGGAUCUACAUCUUAUCGAUGUUGUGCCGAUAAUUCGUUUCAUCUUACUUCUUUGACAUGUUUUUUGGUGGAUAAAUUACUAGUUUGGUAAAGCUGCUGUCAAAUCCGUCAUCAAUAUUCUUUAUCAUUCGUUCGUCGUUAAUAAAGAACAUGUUAAAGUAGUAAAAUUAAAUGAAACAUCGACACAAAAUCGAUAUUGUCGUACACUAGGGCUAAAAUCAUGACUGAAGAGUUAGAUGGUCUCACUCUUGGUCUGCCCAAGCUCUAAGUGCUUUUUUUUAAUAUCUUCUCGUUUUAAAUUGUAAUAUAUUUUAUAACUUUAUUUGCUAAAAUGUACUUUUGAUAGGUUGUUAUAUCUUUUGAAUAAUGGUAUAUUUGGUAUUAUAUUUAAUAAUGCUUUUAUAAAAAUAUUAUAUUUGUAUCUCCAUGUCACAAAUUUUAAGUAAAAAGCUCGUUUUUGUUGCACAGAACAUAAGAUGUAAUUUGAAUUACUCACGCGUAGCGUUACUUACCAAAAGCUUAGGCAUAAACACUAUUAUGUCUGCUCUUAGUUUUUUUCUUUUAUUUAAACAGAAAAGGAGGCAGGAACUCUAUUAAAUUGUCAACGUGCAACAAAACCGAGCUCAUUGUAUAGAUUAUUGUUAAUGCUGUUACCAGUAUUCGGCUUUAUUUGUAUUGUCAAAUAUCAAAAUUGUUUUUUAUUGUAAUCAGUGGUAGGUAUUUAAACCGCGUAUAAGUCGCAAUGGCCAUCUAUAUUAGAAGCUACAGUUUAUUAUUGUUUGUCUGUGCCAAUGUCGUCAUUGCUGUCCAUUCGCGAGAUAGUCUGUGUCAAAAGUAAAAUAAACAAAAGCAAUAUGCUACAUUCUCAUUCACUAACCACUCCAGACCUAAUCGCUACGGCUUACGCGCGGUUUAUACACUAUUUACCAAUUGUAGAAUGUAUGAAAUUGAAUUUGUAAGUGUUGUAAACAUCACUUGUACCUGCUUCUUGAAUAUUAAAUAUUUUGACAGUCAAAGCAAAAUUAUUGCGCUUACGUAUUGAAAAAUAAAUCAUAUUGCAUAUAUAAUGUAUUUUAUUUUUUAAUAUACCAAUAGCGUUUAAGCUCAUCGGUUCCAGUUAAUUUCUUAUUGUUAGA
Diatraea saccharalis (sugarcane borer) is the source of this 6371-nucleotide messenger RNA. NCBI's taxonomy places the organism in Eukaryota, Metazoa, Arthropoda, Insecta, Lepidoptera, Crambidae. The record is from the annotation of a GenBank genome assembly.